AUGUCUCCCUCAACUGCCCCAAAAAUAGAACGAGCUCGUCUCAUCCCAGGAAAACGCCCACUCAAACCAACAUCAAAUAGCUCGUGUCCACGAGCCCUCAACCCCAGCGCAAUCCCCGCAGAAACACGCCUGAAACAAUCGUAUCAAGAAUAUCUUCAAACAAAACAGGACAAUCCAAUUUCAAAUUCUACCACAGCUACGGAAGAAGAAGAAGAUCAGUCUCAGAUUCCCCGCAUGGAAGUCUCUUUCUCAGCACCGCAGCCCUUUCUCGAUCCACCGACUUGGGAUGCCAUGCUCAGACUUCACCAGGAGAAGAUCGCAACCCAGUCAAUAGACGAAUCCAGUGUGGCAGCAGCGCGAGGCUCGGGAUCCGGAUCCGGGGAGGAGUCAUCUGAACGGCAAAGGCAACGCGCCGAACAAGAGAUGGAGUAUGGGUCUAUGGCUAUUCGGGGUCGGUCUAGUGUGAGAGGAAGGGGGAAGAGGGCCCGCGGAAGAGGGAAUGUCUACUGGGGUGGGAGGUCUUGA
Penicillium nucicola is the source of this 525-nucleotide messenger RNA. RefSeq lists its product as uncharacterized. Lineage: Eukaryota; Fungi; Ascomycota; Eurotiomycetes; Eurotiales; Aspergillaceae. The record is from RefSeq and is a predicted model, not a curated record. The coding region runs from base 1 to 525 and encodes 174 amino acids. The transcript has a single exon.